Nicotiana tabacum (common tobacco) is the source of this 3919-nucleotide messenger RNA. The record is from RefSeq and is a predicted model, not a curated record. NCBI's taxonomy places the organism in Eukaryota, Viridiplantae, Streptophyta, Magnoliopsida, Solanales, Solanaceae.
GGAAGGGUUUAAGGCAGCCUCCAUUGCCAACCCCCUCUUCCUCCUCCUUCCCUUUCUUCUCUUUUCCCCCAUUGUUUCUUCUCCAAGUUUACCUUUUGAUGCUAUCUUCACACUUUACUCAGUUCUCUACACCUUUAUUUCGACUUAUCAGUCAAUUCGACUAACCUUUUUUCUUCAGUUUUCCAAUAAAAAAGAUCCACUGAAUAUGUGGAGAUAUAUAUCAAAACACGCUUAUUCAAGAAAAUUCAGAAACAGCCAUGAUUCAGCUUUAUUGGGUUUUUCUCAGUAUUCUUCUUCUUUUGGAAAAACUAGACCUUUACAAUGCUUGUGUGAAGAAAGUACCACACACCCCAACUUGGGUUUGUCUCAAAAUUCAAUAUUUUCUAGAAUUAGUAGAAAAGUUAGGCAUUUAGAAGGCAUUUGUGAAGAAAGUUCUAAAAAUCCUCACUUGGGUUUGUCUCAAAAUUCAACCUUUUCAAGUGUUAAAGGGGAUUUUCGCAUUUGCGGUAAGAGGGGUAGUGGAUCUUUAGGACGUUUAAGGAGUUAUGGUAGUGCUGCAGAAGCUAUUGUGUCUACAUCAGAAGAAGAUAUUGAUGAAAUUCAAGAAUUAAUAGAGGAAAUGGACAAAGAAAAUGAGGCUUUGAAGGCCAAUUUGCAACCAAAGCAGCCUAAAACAAUAGGUGGGAUGGGGGUUGGGAAGUACAAUUUUCUUAGGAGAAGGCAGAUAAAAGUAGAAACCGAAGCGUGGGAAGAGGCGGCGAAGGAGUAUCAGGAGCUAUUGAUGGAUAUGUGUGAGCAGAAGCUGGCACCGAACUUGCCUUACAUGAAAUCGUUGUUCUUGGGUUGGUUUGAGCCGUUGCGGGAUGCUAUAGCUGCUGAGCAGAAGUUGUGUGAUGAAGGGAAGAACCGCGGGGCAUAUGCUCCGUUUUUUGAUCAAUUGCCUGCUGAAAUGAUGGCUGUGAUUACAAUGCACAAGUUGAUGGGUUUGCUAAUGACUGGUGGAGGAACUGGUAGUGCUAGAGUUGUACAAGCUGCUUCCUACAUUGGAGAAGCUAUUGAGCACGAGGCCAGAAUACAUAGAUUUUUGGAGAAGACCAAGAAAAGCAAUGCAUUGAGUGGUGACUUGGAAGAAACACCUGGUGAUAUGAUGAAAGAAAGAGAGAGGCUAAGGAAAAAAGUAAAAAUUUUGAUGAAGAAACAAAAGCUGCGGCAGGUUAGAAAGAUAGUGAAGCAGCAGGAUGAUGAAAAGCCUUGGGGCCAGGAUAACCUUGUCAAGGUUGGGUGCCGAUUGAUUCAGAUAUUAAUGGAAACUGCGUAUAUACAGCCUCCAAAUGAUCAGUUAGAUGAUGGUCCACCAGAUAUUCGGCCAGCAUUUGUGCACACCCUCAAAACUGUAGAAACAAUGAAAGGUAGCAGGAGAUACGGCGUGAUUCAAUGUGAUCCACUUGUUCGUAAAGGCCUUGAUAAAACUGCUAGACACAUGGUGAUUCCAUAUAUGCCGAUGCUGGUUCCUCCACAGAGUUGGUUAGGGUAUGACAAAGGUGGUUACUUAUUUUUACCAUCAUACAUUAUGCGGACACAUGGAGCAAAACAGCAGCGUGAAGCAGUUAAAAGAGUUCCAAAGAAGCAAUUGGAACCUGUAUUCCAGGCACUUGACACUCUUGGUAAUACCAAAUGGAGGGUGAAUAGAAAGGUACUUGGCAUAGUAGACAGAAUAUGGGCUAGUGGAGGCCGUCUUGCUGAUUUAGUUGACAGGGAAGAUGUACCUUUACCAGAAGCGCCGGACACAGAAGAUGAAGCAGAAAUCAGGAAAUGGAAGUGGAAAGUUAAAGGUGUGAAAAAAGAGAACUGCGAGAGGCAUUCUCAGCGGUGUGAUAUAGAACUCAAACUAGCCGUUGCACGGAAAAUGAAGGAUGAAGAUGGUUUUUAUUAUCCACAUAAUCUUGAUUUUCGUGGUCGUGCAUACCCUAUGCACCCGUAUUUGAACCAUCUUGGCUCUGAUUUGUGCCGUGGAAUCCUCGAAUUCGCGGAGGGGCGCCCACUUGGAACGUCCGGUUUACGCUGGCUGAAGAUACAUCUAGCGAAUGUAUACGGUGGUGGUGUUGAUAAGUUAUCAUAUGAAGGUCGUGUAGCAUUCAGUGAAAACCAUCUGGAGGAUAUUUUUGACUCUGCAGAAAGGCCACUGGAAGGAAAGCGGUGGUGGUUGGGGGCGGAAGAUCCUUUUCAAUGCUUAGCAACAUGUAUUAAUAUAGCUGAAGCAUUGAGAAGCCCGUCUCCAGAGACCGCUAUAUCUUAUAUGCCCAUUCACCAGGAUGGUUCGUGCAAUGGGCUACAACAUUAUGCUGCCCUUGGUAGGGAUAAGUUAGGAGCAGCUGCAGUCAAUCUUGUUGCUGGAGACAAGCCUGCUGAUGUUUACUCUGGAAUUGCUGCUCGAGUUCUUGAUAUUAUGAAGAGAGAUGCAGCUAAAGAUCCAGCAAAUGAUCCAAAUGUGAUGCGUGCCAGGCUGUUAAUUAACCAGGUGGACAGGAAGUUGGUCAAGCAAACAGUUAUGACAUCAGUGUACGGUGUCACAUAUAUUGGUGCUCGCGACCAAAUCAAGAAAAGAUUGAAGGAGCGUGGUGUUAUUGAAGAUGACAAUGAGUUGUUUGCAGCUGCCUGCUAUGCAGCAAAAACCACCUUGACUGCCUUAGGAGAGAUGUUUGAAGCUGCUAGAAGUAUCAUGAGUUGGCUUGGAGAUUGUGCAAAGAUUAUAGCCAUGGAAAACCAUCCUGUACGAUGGACUACUCCACUUGGACUUCCUGUUGUGCAACCUUACCGCAAAUUAGGAAGGCAUCUUAUUAAAACUUCCCUUCAGAUUUUGACAUUACAGCGUGAAACAGAUAAGGUAAUGGUUAAGCGACAGAGAACAGCAUUCCCUCCAAAUUUCGUUCACUCUCUCGAUGGCUCCCACAUGAUGAUGACUGCCAUUGCCUGCAAAGAAUCUGGCUUAAGUUUUGCAGGGGUGCAUGAUUCAUACUGGACACAUGCCUGUGAUGUUGAUCAAAUGAACAAAAUCUUGAGAGAGAAAUUUGUUGAACUCUACGACGCACCCAUAUUGGAAAAUUUACUGGAGAGUUUUCAGCAGUCAUUCCCUGACUUGCAAUUUCCUCCCUUACCGGAGCGGGGUGAUUUCGAUUUAAGAGAAGUUUUGGAAUCUCCCUACUUUUUCAACUAGUCGUGCAGUCUUAUAUUUUGAUUUUGUGUGGUCGAGUAUUUGCUUUGUCCCUUAUAAUGACGAAACUCAUGGGAACUUCAAACGCUUGGAUCCAUUGCGCUGCAAGUGAGGGAACACGAGCCUGUACUGACACAUUGGCUGCUCAGCCUAGAUGACCAUGCCAUAUGCUAGUGUAGAAGGCGGUAUUGACCAUUCAUGUUAGACAAGGAAGGAUUUCUGGGUAUGAGUUGGGCUGCUAUGCCUAUAUGCUAUUGGGAAAUAUAAGCUGCUCUACAAAAAGUUGCACCGGGUGAAAGCAGUCGGCAACUGGUUUCGAUGAAAUAUUAUUUGUGUACAAGCAUCUAGAGGUGUAAGCUAAAGCGAAAAAGCCUCCGGCAUGUGUACAUAGAGCAAGGAACCGGCAUGAUUGUGAUGGAAUGCAUCAACUUCCUUCAAUAAUACUGGAAAAACAAACUAAUGAAGACUGACCUAGAUGGCUCUACAGAGUGCUGAGUAGAACAGUAAGAUAGUUUCUUCCCUUUUUCCUCAAUAAAAAUUGAUUAUUACUUGCUUUUGUACCAUUUACAUAGUAGGUUGUAUAUAUGUUUUGUGGUGGAAUGUCACCUCAUUUUUUUAUACCUCUGAGCUUUGUCCUGAGCUUUGUCCUGAGCUUUAUUGUAAUAAGAACACAGUUCUCAUGUUUUAAUAGAAAGGAGAUAUGUUCUU